Molecule: messenger RNA, 978 nt
Organism: Nymphaea colorata (pocket water lily)
Lineage: Eukaryota; Viridiplantae; Streptophyta; Magnoliopsida; Nymphaeales; Nymphaeaceae
Product: germin-like protein subfamily 3 member 3
Exons: 1
Coding region: 84-710 (208 amino acids)
Cellular component (GO): cell wall
Molecular function (GO): manganese ion binding
Source: RefSeq, a predicted model, not a curated record
UCCUCUCUUGCUAUAAACGGACGCCCCCAUCCCUCUGAGGCAGAGAACCCCAUAUCGGCUGUACAGCAGCACACGUCAAGAAAAUGAAGCUAAUAUUCUUCCUCGUUCUCUGCCAUCUCCUGCUGUCCGGGACUCAUGGUGCCGACUUCUGUGUCGGCGACUCGUCGAAGCCGAGCAGCCCCGCAGGCUUAGCCUGCAAGAUGGUGUCCGACGUCACCGUCGACGACUUUGCCUUCAGCGGCCUGGCUGCCGCCGGCAACACCAGCAACAUCAUUAAAGCAGCCGUCACUGCUGCCUUCGUCACGCAGUUUCCCGCCUUAAACGGCCUCGGCGUCUCGGCCGCUCGCAUUGACAUAGCCGUCGGAGGAGUGAUUCCGCUGCACACGCACUCGGGGGCCACGGAGUUGCUGGUGGUCCUGAAGGGGGAGAUCUGCGCCGGCUUCAUCUCCAACGCCAACGACGUCUAUUACAAGACCGUGAAGGCGGGGGAGGUAAUGGUGUUCCCCCAGGGGCUGCUGCACUUCCAGAUCAACUCGGGGUCGUCGGAGGUGGAAGCCAUUGCCUUCUUCAACAGCCCCAGCCCGGGCCUGCAGAUUACGCCCAUUGCAUUGUUCGGCAACGCCCUGCCCUCCGACCUGGUGGCCGGCACCACCUUCAUCAGUCUCUCUGAGAUCACGAGGCUCAAGGGAAUUCUUGGAGGAUCCAAUUAAUCUUUAUGGAACCACCAAGUAAUCGCUAGCUGUGUUUCUGUUUGUGCUGCUCCCAUCCUUUCGUCUCCUGGUUUUUCUUCUUCUUAUCUGUACCGUUGGUCGAUUUCCUCUCCCCAGUUCGUAGUAAGCGCUAUGAGUCUCCCAUGUACGAAGAAUGAUAGCACGUAACUAGUGAGUCUAGUCUUUUGUAUUGAUCCUGUGACUUGGUAAGUGGUCAAUAAUCCCAGCCCAGCUGCACUUACCUGAUAAAAAAGUAUCAGUUUAUCUA